AUGCAUUUUAAAGAAAACUUCUGGGCCUCGCUCACUUCCAUCGUAGGCUUCUUUACCUUAGCACCCUUCAGAGAGCCAGGUAUCCAAGAACAGACUCCCCUAGGGCUUGAGGGGCUUGAGAAACCUUUCGUUCAGAACCCCGACACUAUUUUCGCUGAUCAGCCUGGUCCUAUCUUCAAGCCUCCCGGUGGUGCAGCUACCGGCGAUGGCUCUGAUUUCUUUUGCAAUUACACUCAAAUGAUCAAUUGGGGUGAAUGCUCGACCUCGGAUAAUCGAACUUGCUGGCUUGUCAAGAAUACCGGUGAGAGAUUUGACAUCAAUACCGACUACGAAAAGAAUGGACCGACAGGAGUUGAACGGUACUAUGAGCUAGACAUUACGGAUGACACAUCAAUCAACUUGGAUGGUGUGUUUUUCCGGGGUGCGAAGCUGUUCGAUCGUAAAUAUCCUGGCCCGUGGAUUCAAGCCUGCUGGGGCGACACCGUGACCGUCAAAAUCAACAAUUGGAUGAAAUUCAAUGGCGGUAACGGCACCAGUAUCCACUGGCAUGGCAUACGGCAACUAAAUACAACACACAUGGAUGGCGUGAACGGCAUCACUCAAUGCCCAAUUGCUCCUAGCGACAGUUUUACGUAUAGCUGGAAGGUCCAACAGUAUGGUACCUCGUGGUACCACAGCCACUAUUCAGUACAAUAUGCAGACGGACUCCUGGGUCCACUUACACUCCACGGACCAGCUAUCAUGCCUUACGACGAGGCUGUAGAUCCCCUUUUUAUGACCGAUUGGGGACAUAACAGCGCAUUCGAGUCCAUCCAGACAGGAAAUUUUGGAAACCCAAGCAUCUUGCUAAACGGUAGAGGGAACGCAACUCGCUACAACAGUACCUUGACGCCUCUUGCGGUUACGUCCAACAUACCGACACCUUUCACGAUAUACUUUGAUCCGAAGCCCGUCAACAACAGGGCUAAGCGCUACUUAUUGCGACUAAUCAACACCUCCUUUGCCUCUUCAUUUAUCUUCUCCAUUGACAACCAUACGCUCAAUCCGGUUGGUGCUGACUUUGUGCCAAUUCAUAAUUACAGCACGAAAUCUGUGAUGGUCGCAAUUGGGCAGCGCUAUCAUGUAGUCGUUCAAGCCGAAGUUGAUCCUAACGGAAAACCAAUAGGCGACGAUAAUUUCUGGAUCCGGGCCAAACAAGCCGGAUGUACCGAUUUCAAUCAAAAUCAGCAAGACGGCGGAGACAGAGUUGGAAUUCUGCGAUACACCAAAUCUACAACCGAGCCAACCUCAACGGCAUGGAAUGUGACCCUCAAUUGUACGGAUGAAGUUUAUACGAAUCUGGUACCUGUUGUUCCCUGGACGAUUGGACCGCCAGCAAAUGAUCCUGUCAACAAGGUCGGCGAGAACCUAACUCUGCAAUUUUCACCGACUUCAUCCGAUAUCUUCCCACUUGCCAAGUUCUCGCUGGGAGGCGACACGUUUAACCCCAUGUAUGUCAAUUACGGAGAUCCAAUAUUCUUGAAUUUGAAUUAUUCAGGGAAGUGGGACCCACUCUGGGUCGUGUUCCCAGAGAACCACUUUACUGACAAGGAUUGGGUCUACUUCGUCAUCAAAAGCCCAGGCGCGCAUCCCGCACCCAAAUCCCCGACCCCAAAAGAUACAAGCUCAACAACCCCCACGCCGCGACGUCGUCAUGCUCCCACAAAAAGGCGGCAAUGUCGUCAUCGCCUUCAAAACCGACAACCCGGGGACAUGGAUCAUGCACUGCCACAUCGCCUUCCACGCGUCGUUCGGACUUGCGAUCCAGAUCCUGGAGCGUCAGGAUGUCGCGAAGACGAUUUGGCCGAGCUAUCAGAAGUCGGCGCCGCUGAGGGAGGCGCAAAGGGUGUGUGA
This is a messenger RNA of Bacidia gigantensis, 1893 nucleotides long. RefSeq lists its product as uncharacterized. The coding region runs from base 1 to 1893 and encodes 630 amino acids. NCBI's taxonomy places the organism in Eukaryota, Fungi, Ascomycota, Lecanoromycetes, Lecanorales, Ramalinaceae. Gene Ontology annotation, molecular function: copper ion binding; oxidoreductase activity. The transcript has 4 exons. The record is from RefSeq and is a predicted model, not a curated record.